AUGUCAAGACUUCCAAGUGCAAGGGGAGGGAUUCCAGCACCUCCCCAGCAAAAACGACUCUCUCGACAACCAUCACUCGAUUUGAGAAGAAGACGACACCACCCUGACGACGCUGCACCUCCAGUUCCUUCCCUAAAGACUUCAAAGUCUACUCGUGCUCCUUCAAUGUCGCGUGCUUCCAUCUCGUCUUAUGAAGAAAUUGAAUCACCUAGUUCACUUUCUCGCUACUCGCUCUCUUCCAUUGGUUCAACUCAAACCGCCAUCACUUCACCUCGCUCAUCGGUUGCCUCUCCAAGACCCACUUCGGUUAGGAAAUCAGUCGCUUCCGUCAAUGGUGGUGGCAAACAUCAUCCAACCAGCAACAACAACAACAACAGCAUGGGUGGUUUGGGUGUUGGAGAGCGUGUUGCUGUGGAUUCAAUGGGGAUUGUUGGCACACUUCGCUUUAUUGGCACGACACAAUUCAAGGAAGGCAUGUGGGCUGGUAUCCAACUUGAUAUUGUGGGCACUGGCAAGAAUGAUGGAUCUGUCAAUGGCAUCCGAUACUUUUCAUGUCCUCCACAAACGGGUUUAUUUGUGCAAGCAUCCAAAGUCACUUCAUUGAAUGGUGGUGAACGUUCACCCUCUCCUCGUAUCUCACCUGGAUCACGCGCUGCUCGUUAUGUCGGCAUGACAGCUUCACAAUUGACUCAACAACAACAACAGCAGCAACAACAACAGCAACGUCCACCAUCGGUUCAAACAAAACGCUCUUCCACCAUGUCAGCUCGUAGCAGUAGCAGUGGCAAUGGAUUAAGACGCCCUGGAUCCAUUCAAUCACCCACACCCACUCCUACACGUCGUCGUCCUACUGCUGAUAGUCUUCCUUCACCAGCCGCUACACCCAACAAUGAAGAUGAAGAUGAUGAAGAGGGCUAUGUUGGUAGCAGCAGCACUGAAAUGAUGCUUACUGAUACACCAGCACCAACAGCAUUGACCAUGUCCAAAUCAACCGAUUCACAUACACGACUUGAACGCAUGUUGGGUGAAGCUAUUUCACAAGCACCUGAUCAAGCUGCUAUGCGUGUACAACAAUUGCAAUUGCGUGUAGAGGUGCUUGAAGCUGAAAACAAGUAUCUCAAAUUGGAGAAUGCACAAAACAAGACCGCCGAACAAAUCUUGGAGCGUUCAGUGCUUUUGAAUGGCAGCGAUUCAGAUCAACAGCAACAACAACAACAUUUUACGCUUGAAGGACACAAGGCGAUUGUGGAAGAAAUCAAGCAAGAGCAUGAACAAGCUGCCAAGGCUUGGGAUCAAGAAAAGGGGCAAAUCCAAUCGACGAUCCGCAAGCUUGAAGAGCGUGUCAAGGAACUUGAGACUGAGCAAAGCGAGCUUAUCAAGGAACGUGAUACGAUGCAGACACAGCUUUCUGAAGCACGCAAAGAAAAAGUGCAAAUGGAGAACAAAGUGCGUGAGCUUGAAGAAAAGGUGACUUUGGCUGAAGCAGCAGCCGCCUCCAAAGCAGCAGCAGCCGCAUCGACGACAUCCAACUUUUAUUCUCAGGAUCCAGAAGAGAUGAGACAACGUCAAAUGCAAAUGGAGAUGGAGAUGGAAGAAGUGCAUGAAAAGAUGGGUUCUUUGAUGGAUGCCAUGCGUGCCAAGGAUAUGUUUUUGGGAAGUUUAUCGGAGCAGGUCGAGACCCAUCGCAACAUGGUCGAAGAACGUGAGCGUGAAAUUCGCCGUGUCAAAGCUGAUGCCGAUCGUCACACACGUGAAAAAGAUCGCCUUCGUGAUGAAAUCAAGGAACUCGAGACCAAAUGGAUGCAGCAUCAGGAUUGUGCCACCAAGGAAGAAUUCGACAAGGUCAAACGCCAACUCACGCAAGCCAAAGAGAACCUUGCUCAUGAAUCCAAUCUUGUCGCUGAUUAUCGUGCUCGCAUUGAAAGUCUCGAACAAUCCGUGGAUGAGCUCAAGCGUGCUGGUAUGGAGAGUAUCGAGUUGUACGAAAGCUCAGUCGAAUUGCAUCGUGUUGAUAUGGAAGCCAUCAAAGCAAGUCUCGAUGAUGAACGCCGCAAAGUCAUUGCUCUCGAGGAAGAACGUGAAAGUUUGCGUAAAGCAGGCCUUGAAGCCAUCGAGACUUAUGAAGCAACCAUUGAAGAGCUCAAAAAGGAACGUUCAGAGACAAGUGAAAAGAGUGGCCGCACACAACAAGAAAUGCAAGCUACCAUCGACAAGCUCAAACAAGAGAUUGAACAAUUGGUCAAUGCACGUGAUACAUCGGAUGAAGUGGACAAGAUCAAGGCUGUUUGGGAAAGCGAACGCAAGCGUUUGGAAGACAACCUUGAAGCCACAUCCCAAAACUUGGCCAAGGAACGUGAAAUGUAUCAAUCUCUCAAGGCUGAAUCGGAUAAGCUUCGUGAGCAAAUCAAGCAAGCCGAUAAGCAUGACAAGGACAAUGACAAGUUGCAAGAACAAGUACAGCGUUUGCAAGCCAAUUAUGAUGAACAGCUCAAUGCUCGUGGCAAAUACCUUGAUGAUGUUCGUGCCGCUGUUGAAAGCCAAAAGAAGACCGAAGGUGAAUUACGUCGUCUUACUGAAGCCAAGGAAAAGACCGAGCGUGAUUUGACUACUGCUCAAGAAAGUUUGGCACGCGCUGAAUCUGCUCUUGCUGAUGCUCGCAAACAUGGUGCUGAUCCUGAUGCUCUUAUCAAGGAACGUGAGCAACAUGCAAAAGAGCUCGCUGUUUUACGUCAAGAAAUCAAGCGUCUUGAGGCUCAAAACACCAUGAUCACCAAACAAAAGGAAAGCAUUGAGCUCGAAGCCAAGUCCAAGUCCGAUAAUGGUUUGAAGCAGCAAUUUGAAAAGUUGCAAGCUGAGCACCAGCGUCUUUCCAAAGAAUACGAGUCCUUGACGGAGAGCCACAAGCAAGCCCAAAAUGAAUGUCUCAAAUUGAUGGAUGAGGUGGAAAAGUUGCAUUCGGAAGGUGAUGGAUCAGAGACAAGUUUGGAAGGUUGCAAUACCGAUGAAGAGCGUGUGGCCCGUUUGCAAAGCCAAUUGAGUGAUACCAAGCGAAAAAUGGAGAGCUUGAUCGUGAAGCAGUCUGCUGAGAUGCGUCAACUCAAGGAAAAGCAUGAGGAGGCUGAACGUGCGCAUCAACGUCAAGUGACCACUUUGAAUCGUGAUGUAUCUGAACUUGAGAGCCUUGUGGAAUCCAAGAUAUUCAAGGAGUCUGAUAUGGAGGAAGCGCUUGAAAAGGAAAGAAAACAAUCCAAGCGAUUGCGUGAGGAAUUGAAUGAGUUAAAACAGCAACUCAAGGAACAACAACGAGAUGAGCGAAUGUCUUCCAAGAACAGCAGUACGGCUACAAGCAGUAAUGGUGGUGGCCCCUACACGGAUGAUGCUCUCUUUUGCGAACUAUGUGAUUCCCCUGGUCAUGAUCUUAUGAGUUGCAAGGUGGUGGUCCCUUCAUCCACUGAAAAGAAAGAACAACCUGCACGACCGUUCUGCGUCAAUUGCGAUGAAUACGGCUUACAUUCAACCGAACAAUGCCCCAAUCAAAACGAGACCUUUUAA
Molecule: messenger RNA, 3552 nt
Organism: Lichtheimia ornata
Lineage: Eukaryota; Fungi; Mucoromycota; Mucoromycetes; Mucorales; Lichtheimiaceae
Exons: 3
Coding region: 1-3552 (1183 amino acids)
Source: RefSeq, a predicted model, not a curated record